Molecule: messenger RNA, 3890 nt
Organism: Cercopithifilaria johnstoni
Lineage: Eukaryota; Metazoa; Nematoda; Chromadorea; Rhabditida; Onchocercidae
Source: the annotation of a GenBank genome assembly
AUGGCGAAAAAAGCCGUUUCUGAACAUUUAUCAGAUAUCGCUUUAAAAUGUCCUAAUUUAAAGAAUGAAAAAGAAGAAACAGUCCGUACAAAGCAACAAGAAGAGUUGCAGUUAAUUAUAGGUCACAGAAAUGGAAACGAAAGCGAAAAAUAUGAGGACAUUUUGAAAAAUGAUGAAGUGCACGAUCAGCUGGAAAGAAGGCCUCCUCAGAUAAAAGACUCCAUCGAAGAGAUCUUUGAAUUAAGCUCUUUAAAACUGCUUUCGGAUCAACGCUCUAGAAAAGUAAAUGGUAUGCAACCUUCCAUUUCUCCAAGCAAUGUACUGACGAUAAACUGGUUUCAAAAACGGGAAGAAAGGGUGGAGGAUCCAAGCACAACAUUCACGUGUGCACUUAAUUAUGAUGAAAUGAAUAGAGAAAGUGAACAUUUAAAACAAGAAAGUUGGAAUGAGUCCUAUAAAAGUCCUAGCAAAGAAGAUAAAGAGGAAAAGGUAGAGGUACGAGGCAUAAAAUUGCAACAAAUUAAAGUGGAAUGCUCGAAAAACGAAAUGGAGAAGAUGGAAGAAAUGCUAAAUGAAUUUUCACAACUUCCAAGAAUGGUUAGAGUGGGAGCAGAAUCUAUAAAGUCAGAGAUUAAAGUUUCUACAACAUUCUUCGGGGGAGUGAAAAAAUCUUCGGGAGUUGAUGAAAUUUUAGAAAAACCUUCAGGAAUUGUAAACCAUGAAUUUUGGUGCAAUGAGAAAAUGGAUGAACGAUUGGUAGAAUAUAACGAAGAUAAGGGAGAUGAAAGUAUGAAAAGAAGUGGUGAGAUAUGCAUGGAUCAACCUCAUUAUGAAAAGUUUAGAGAAAAUAUUUUAGACGGGCCGGAAAUUCUGAUUAAAAGAAAGGAAUUAUAUAGAUUUCCAAAUAAAGAAGUGUAUUUCAAAGUUUCAAGAACAACGAAGGAAGAGCGAGAAGUUGAAACCAGAGUAGAACAUAAACAGACAUCGGAAUAUCCCGAAACGACAGUUAAGAAUGAGGAAGAAUGGAACAGCAAAACGCAAAUUGAAUCCGCAGCAGAAAGACCAGAAGUGGAAGUGAGUGCAACACUUAGUUCAGAAGAAAUACAAGACGUUGUUGUAAAUAAUGAUGAUGAUGAAAAUUAUCAUCAGACAUUUUUAGGCCAUCCUGACUUAGAAGAAAUGGAGUUCGAGAAAAUUGUUAAGGGAAUUCCAGAACGUUGGCCAGGAAAUAUUAAAAAGACGUCAGAAAAUAUUGCAGAAGAAGCUGGAAGUUUACAAAAGCUACAAGAUUUUCGGUUAAUACACAUGGAAAUAAAAGACGCAAAAGGAAAUGAGAAAGAAUCAAAAAUUAAUGUUGAAGUCAUUUCUUUGAAUAGUAAAGAGAACUGUGAAGAUUUAAGCGAACUUUCACCUUCACACGCCGAAGGUGAGAUGAAACAUAUCACUGUUAUUUAUGAAUGGACGCAGAAGGAGGACAUUAAAGAUGAAGAAAGGGAAUGGAAAGUAGGUAAAGUAGGGGAUACCAUAGAUAUUAAGCAUAUGAAUAAAGCAAGUUCUGAAUUGGAUGUUGAUGUUGAGGAUGCUGACAUACCUUGUAAAAAUCCGAUAAAAGUAGAGAGACUAGUAACAAAAUAUGACAGAGCUAUAGAGAACGUUGCAGGUGAACAGUAUGAAAUGGAUGAGAAUUAUCCGCAAGAUAGGUGGAGACAACGGAGCGAGGUCGAGACAGCGGAGGAGCGCAUGACUUCUCGGGAAUUAAAAGGCAGUGCAGAGACAGAAGACCAGAUGUGGCUUGAAGAAGGGAAGAGAGGUGAAUCCUCCUUCUUCAAUGAUGCCGAAAAAUCAAAUUCUGCCGACAAAUAUUUAUUAACUGAAUCUAGCUCUCAUGAUAUUACAGAAAUAGGAAGGUUAACAGCUGCUGGAUGGGAAAAAGAAAAGAUCCCAGAAAAGCGCAUAAAAGAGCUGAAUGGUAAAGAUAACGGAACUGAAAUGGAUACUGCCGAAAUAUUGCAGAUAACGUUGGAGGAAUAUGUAGAAAAAGAAAUAUAUGAAAAAGGGGAACAGCAGCUAUCAGAAAAUGAAGUUCCAUUAAAGAAAAAGAAAGGGGGUAAAGAGGAAAGAAAGAAUAGAGCUGAAGUCGGAAAAAGACCAACUGGUGAAAAUGUUGAAGAUGUAGUAAUACGGCUGAAAGAUGGAAAAGCAACCGACAGAGCAAAGGAAGUUCCGGAAGCAUCUGAUGAGCACAUGAUGAGAAUUCAAACAGAACGGAUAUUAAAUGAGCAUCUGUACACAUUAGAUGAAAAACCCGUAUCAAAGUAUUUUCAGGAAUACAACAUCUUAGGACAAAAGGAUUUUGGACCGAAAAAAUCGACAACUUUUCAGCAGGAAAUAUUUGUCGAACAAGAGAAGUCUAUAGGUAUAUUAUCGCUGGAAGCCACGAAUGGAAGAAGUCAAGAAAGAGAUGCUGAAAGGAUACCAGUUGCAGAGAUUUCCUCAGAGCGAGAGAGUUGGGAACAAAAGAAUAUGGAAUCUGAAAAUGGCAGGCAUGAAACAACAAUUACUGAAAAAGUUCAUACUGAGUCUCUUGAAUUACAAAACCUGAAACAAACUGGGUUAAAACCACAUGAAGAGGUGGUGUUAGAAAAUGUUUCAAUGGAAUAUGAACAAGAAGCUAAGACAAUGCAAUGCGAAAUGUCAGGUAUUCAUUCAAACCUGAUAAGAGAAACUGCGAGAGAUGAAGGUCUGAAACAGGGUGGAACUGUGGUCAACGACAACUCUGAAGACGGUAAAACUUCUCAAAAUGGAUUUUUCCUCUUCGGUAAAAAUGCGGGCAUAGUUUCAACAAGUAUGAUUGCCACUUCUGUCGCUCUUGCAGCAAUAGGAACUGCAGUUGCUUACGAGUACACAGUAAAAGAACACCAAGAAACGGUAACAGAUUCUGAAUUAGCAAAUAAAAUACUCAGCAUAAAAAAGCCUGAGCCAAUACAUGAAAUAGAACUGAAGGAAUCAGAAAUCUCUGUAAGCGAGCUUAAAGCUGAGGCGGAGAAAACAAAACCGUUCAAAGACAUUGUACCGGAUAAAGAGAUUCUCAACGAGUACAGUACAGCAAUAUCCAAAGAACCAACCGCAAAGAGAGAACAUAUUAAAGUGGAAAGUUGGACAGAAUCAGAGGAAAUUUUCUAUCAGUUAAGUAGAACCAAAGAAAUGGAAAAAACCGAAACAAAAACGUUCGAAGAUAUAAUACCGGCUAAAGAGGUUCUCGAUGAGUAUGGUACAGUAAUUUCCAAGGAACCAGCCGUACAGGAAGAGCAUGUAACUGAUAUGAAAACUCCAGCAGAGUUAGAGGACGUUGUGAGUCAGUUAAGUAGAAAAGAAUUGGAAGAAACUAAAACAAAACCAUUAGAAGAUAUUAUAUCGGUUAGAAAGGUUCUCGAUGAAUAUGGUACAGAAAUAUUUAAAGAACCAACCAUAGAGAGAGAACGUCUUAAAACGGAAAGUUGGAAAGAACCUGAAGAAGUAGUGGAUCAGUUAAGUAGAAUGGAAGAUUUAGAAGAAACUGAAACAAAACCAUUAGAAGAUAUUAUAUCGGUUAGAAAGGUUCUCGAUGAAUAUGGUACAGAAAUAUUCGACGAACCAACCAUAGAGAGAGAACAUUUUGAAACGGAAAGUUGGAAAGAGUCAGAGGAAGCUGUGAAUCAGUUAAGUAGAAUGGAAGAUUUAGAAGAAACUGAAACAAAACCAUUAGAAGAUAUUAUAUCGGUUAGAAAGGUUCUCGAUGAAUAUGGUACAGAAAUAUUUAAAGAACCAACCAUAGAGAGAGAACGUCUUAAAGCGGAAAGUUGGAAAGAACCUGAAGAAGUAGUGGAUCAGUUAAGUAGAAUGGAAGAUUU